GAAUCAGAAUUAGUUAGUGGUUUUAUGACAGAGCAUUCUGCUGUUAUUUUUGUAUUUUUCUUUUUAGCUGAAUAUGCUAGUAUAAUACUUAUUUGUAUUUUAAAUAGUAUUCUAUUUUUAGGUGGUUACUUGUUUGAUUUUAAUUACUUUUUAUACCCUUAUUUUUACUUUUUACAAUUUAUUGCAGGAGACAGUUAUAUGUAUCUAACAGAUAAUGGAUCUAACUUUAAUGUUAUUGACUUUGAUAACUAUCGUUCAAUUAUAGGAACAGCUAUAAGUGGUAUAGUUAUAGGAGUUAAAACUUGUGUAAUGGUAUUUGUGUUCAUAUGA
This is a messenger RNA of Didymella exigua CBS 183.55, 330 nucleotides long. RefSeq lists its product as uncharacterized. The annotation marks the transcript as partial. Lineage: Eukaryota; Fungi; Ascomycota; Dothideomycetes; Pleosporales; Didymellaceae. Gene Ontology annotation, cellular component: membrane. The transcript has a single exon. Gene Ontology annotation, molecular function: NADH dehydrogenase activity. The record is from RefSeq and is a predicted model, not a curated record. Gene Ontology annotation, biological process: aerobic respiration.